This is a messenger RNA of Betta splendens (Siamese fighting fish), 508 nucleotides long. It is a transcript of the gene ndufb4, whose product is annotated as NADH:ubiquinone oxidoreductase subunit B4. Lineage: Eukaryota; Metazoa; Chordata; Actinopteri; Anabantiformes; Osphronemidae. The record is from RefSeq and is a predicted model, not a curated record. Gene Ontology annotation, cellular component: mitochondrion. Bases 33 to 416 code for a protein of 127 amino acids. The transcript is spliced from 3 exons.
AUCGCGUUUCCUCGUUCACCCGUCAUCAAAACAUGGCGGACUACCGAGAAGCGCCCUUGGCUUCUCGGCCAAAAACGUUGGACCCAAAUGAAUAUUUCAACCUUUCACCGGACAAGAGGCACGCGGAAGAGCAGCGGGCUGCACUACGAGCCAAGCUGAAGCUACAGUAUCAGACGCAGCUCAACAACCCGCACAGAAAAGAGCUCAUUGAAGACCCUGCUCUGACACGCUGGGUGUAUGCACGCGCCAACCCCUACCCGCACUUCAGGGCCACAUUCAAGACAUCUCUGUUGGGUACCAUGUUCGGAGUGGUUCCCCUCUUUGUCAUCUACUUCGUCUUCAAGACUGACAGGGAUAGGAAGGAGGCGCAGAUUCAGGCUGGAACCCUUGAUCGCAGGUUCAGUUUAUCUUCAUGAGCUCAGACAUGUGAGGACCUCCUGUAUGUCUUAGUGAUUAUGUUGCUACGUGUAAUUAUUAUUAACUAAAUAAAAUUAUUGUCCAAAAUAGA